AUGUCAGCACGUGCAGGUCGCCACGUGUCGCUACAGUCGGCGGAGUGCGCGCGCGCAGAUUCUCAGGCUCGGAAGAAUAUACUUAAGUUCAAAGUAUUGAUCUUCUACCCCGUGUUCGGCGCAGUUAUGUAUGAUACACAUUGCAUUGUGCACUGUGUCAGACAAAUUGAAUGGGUGCGCGGUGGUCGCGGGGCGGUCGCGACAAGUGCCCGCUGCACACUCGCGCACGUGUGCGAGUGUGUACGCCGGGCUGCGUGUGCGCAAGGCAACCUGUACCCUGCACGAACGGACUGCGCACCGCAAUCUCGCUUCUUCCUCUGCUUACAGCUCGAG
Brenthis ino (lesser marbled fritillary) is the source of this 333-nucleotide messenger RNA. The record is from the annotation of a GenBank genome assembly. Lineage: Eukaryota; Metazoa; Arthropoda; Insecta; Lepidoptera; Nymphalidae.